GGAAAUUGUAACGGUAAAUCGCCUCAAUCACAACAUUGCUCGCCAUUUUGUAAACACCACCAUAAGUGAAAGAUCAGGAAAAAAUUGACAUCAACACCAAAAAUAUCAGUUUCUAAUGGAAGACGGCUUCAAAAGACCCUAAAAUCUUGCGUAAUUUUUAAAGUAUCGUCCACUAUGGCGGACAUUAUGGCUGUGGAAGUGGAAUUCGAGCGCCGAAGUGAAAUAUUCAGGCUUGAAUACGCAACGAAAUGGUUGGAUUUGGAAGCAAUGGUAAAAUGUUAUCUUGAUGCUGAUUUGGACAUCACAUACCUUGAUGAUGAGAGUGAAGAGAUCUCUCUGAAUUCAGAAGAGGAACUGAAUGAAGCAAAAAAGCUAGCAAGGAAGCAAAGAAAUGUACUUGCGCUGAAGGCGACUCGGAGGAUCUGUAUCGGUCGUCCAACAGGGGGAAGUAGUCCCAGCCAGAACAAACCUGUGGAGGCAUCUGACGCAGAGAAAAAGGUGUCAUCUGAAAAGCCAACUUUGAAAUCACCAACCUUGUCACCGAAACCUCGUACAUCACCUGGCAGAAAGAGCAGCUCUUACUACAACGAGCUGAUGGCCACUGCUGGUAAACUGCGAUCGUCUUGCAAACAACAGUUAACUGGCGCUCUGCCCCAGUCCGCGGUGAAAGCAGAGCCACCAGCUAAGACUGGGUCGUCGGUGGAUGCUACAAAGGUUGAAUAUCAGACUGCAUCAUUAAAUAUAGAGAAAACAGCGGAGGCUUCCGGUGUGGAGAUGGCCAUCCCAGAAGAGCUGGUUGAACAAGUCGUGCGUGGAGUCUUACAAGGAUUGGAUGGGGCCGUCGUUGAGGCUAUAAGUCGCAAGAACUCUACUGAUGUCCCUAAGGAAGAUCAAGACAAAAGCAAGAUCAAUAAAUCUUUUUGUCACCUUGGAAUCACCUGUGACAAUUGCAACAACACCAUCAUUGGUGUCCGUUAUAAGUGCGGACAUUGCAUUGACUACGAUCUGUGUGAGACGUGUGAAGCAGUAGAGUUGAUUCACAACCCAAGUCAUGUUUUCCUGAAGUUGCGUCAACCAGCCAUCCCUGGCCUAAGCUUCAAGCCAGAUGGUCGGGUUGCCCCUCUGUUAAGACGACCAAUCUACGCGGAUGAAAACACGCCUAUCGGCAGUUUCGGAAACAGAACCCUGGAAGAGAAAUUGGCUCGCAAGAAAAUGAAGGCUGAGCUGAAACGAAAACACAAAGAGGAGAAGCGUCGCUUCCGAGAGGAGACCCGCCACACUAUCUCGCUUACAAAGAGAGAGCGUCUGGAACGCAUGGCGGAGAAACAAGUGGAACAGAUACUACAAGCAGCUCAUGUGAUUGGACCCCCUAAGACAGACAGGGUGACACAACCCCAGGGGGAGACGGUGAUAGAGACAGUGGGUAAAGAAGGAGAGAAGAGCCCCAUGAUGGAGAGCAUUAAGCUGCUGAUGCGCAAGCGGAUGGAUGCUGAGUUUGUACGGGAUGGUAACCUUCCGGAUGAUACCAAGAUGCAGCCUGGCACCAUGUUCGUGAAGAGUUGGUUAAUGAAAAACACUGGACCCGUCAGUUGGAGUGAAGACACAAAGCUGAAGUUUUUGUGGGGCAGCAUGCAUGGGAUGACUCAAGAGCCAGUCACCGUGCCCCACCUUGCCCCUGGUGAAGAGGGACUCGUGUGUGUGGAGUAUGUCGCACCGUCGUCCCCAGGGCAGUACCAGAGCCACUGGCGUCUUGCUCAGGACGGGGAACACUUUGGUCACCGUGUGUGGUGUAGUAUUACUGUGUGCACGACGGAGGAUUGUAAAGUCGGGAGUGAUGACUACUCCACUGAAAACCAGAAUAAUGAGUCUGCCACUCAAGAGGCCUCUUCUAAUGCUGUAGCCCAUCUACAGACUGAGCAACAGGACCCAUCCAUUCCCAUGCGGGUGAGCUCCUCCACUGACAUGCUGACUGCCCAAGAUGUGCUGUCGUUUGAGAUGCUGAAGAUUUCUGAGAACACCCAGGCUGAGAGAGAGAUGGAGUCUGAGGUGGGGACCUUGACCCAUCAGACCACCCCUACGCCACACAACACUCCGUUAGGUGUUACUCCCUGCAUCUCACCAGUUAGAGAGCUAGACGCUAACAUCUUAAGCAGACACAUGUCACAGCACAGCAAUGUGGAGAUAAUUGAGAUGCUGUCUGAGGAAUCGGAUGAGAAUGGAGCAAAUCUUGAUGUCUUGGAAGAUCAAGAAACAGACAGCUUCAAGGAGACCCAAGAUGAUAAUGUUGAGACGUUGAGCAACAGUGAUGUCUCAGAUGAUCUCUUGGAUGACUUUGAGGUGGUCCCGUUGCCAGAUUGCUUCGAUCCAAGCAAACCUCUCAACUUGGAAAGGAAAAGCUCCGUCACUGGAACACAGACGUUCUUGUCUCUGCUGGAACCCACGCCAUACAUUUCCAAGCAGGAUGUCAGUGUAUCGGCAGUGAUGUCUUCGAGCACCGUUGGCACUGACGUGUCAACUCUUUCCUCAAUCACGCACAGCGAGUGUCAGACCUUAAACCAGCAGUGUGAUGCUGCCAGUUCAGUGAGUCCCAACUCUACCACUGUUGGAACCGACGUGGUCGCCCUGUCUUCUACUUCACACUGCGAGGUGCAGACAGAUUCCUCUAUGAGCUCCUCAGUCUCGGUUGCGUCAGGAGACGAAUCUUUUGUUCAUGUGAACAACUCCAAGAUGCAGAAGACAUCUCUGAGUCCGACUCAAAAAGACGCUGCAGUCACAGCCGUAGCGAGCUCUAGAUGUGUGGCUACCAACGCCGGGUCAUUCCUAAACAUCGCCAGCUCAGUGACCCAGACGGAGUCGUACGCAUCUCAUGAUGCUGCGACCGCAACCGCCAUACCGGUAACCGUAGCGGUGGCAACCAGUGUAGACGCACUGUUCAAUAUGGCGCACACCGAAGCUCAGACGCUGUCAUGCCGACGUGACGCCACCACGCACGCCGCACCUUCGUCCUCAACCAUCUCAACAGAUGUUGAUGCUCUCUUCACAACAUCCCAAUCCGAGGCGCAAACAAUUUCCAACACCCAGGAUGCGACAACUAUCACAGUCACACCUUCCUCGACGACAGUAGCCACCAACGUUGAUGCGCUGUUCAAUAUCGGCCACACCCACUCUCAGACCACGCCUAGAACCCUCAGGGAUGUAACGACCACAGCUCAACCACCAUCUGUCUCCGUAGCUACAGAUAUCGAUCAGCUGUUUGCAACAUCCCGCACCGAGGUCCACACAGAGCCGUUGAUUCCAAGCCAGGCACCCAGUCCACUGCAGAUUGUUAACCCUACUGUGACCCUUGACACGCACAUGAGGUCACCCGCUGACCAAUCAGAUGGAAGGAUGCUCAUCCGUGAUUUCCAAGAAAUUGCGUACCAGCCACCGAAGAUUGUGGACAUCACUAGUCCAGAUGACACAAAUGUAGACGCACCAGAUGUAGUAAACCAGGCAAUUGGUGAGCGAGACCACGAGGUGUUUCAUGAUGCUGUGGAGCCAACGGGUGGAGAUGAGCCAAGGGUAGCUGGUGAAGCCACAGAGAAUGAAAAUGCACCAGCCGCCGAUCAGAACGCAGAAGAUCAAGAUCCUAUGGAAGUUCUUGGCUACACUGCUCAGAAGGCAAUGGAACUCGCUGGUGGGUUUGUGAAGCAGGCCUUUGGUCAAGCUGCAAUGUCAGUCAACGCCCUUCUUAAUCCGCAGCCCCUUCCUGAGCAAGCGGAAUGGCCGGCACAUUCUAGUCAUCUGUUAUCAGCAGAGGACCAGCUGGUGGAGAUGGGAUUCGGUAAUCGCCAACACAACAAGGAACUCCUGAAGAAACACAACGGCAGCAUCUCAAACUGUGUACAGGAGCUUCUACAACAGCAAGAUGACACCUGGCACGCUGCCAGGCAUUAGGGACCAAUCAAUCUGUCCGGUUAGUAUCACAUGAUAGCAAAUAGCCAAUUAGAAUCAUUGUUACUUGAAAUAAUUAAGCUUACAGAAUGUACAGGAACUCCAGACAUUAGGACCAAUCUGUCUGUCUGGUCAGUAUCACAUGAUAGCAAACAGCCAAUUAGAAUCAUUGUUACUUGAAAUAAUUAAGCUUACAGAAUGUACAGGAACUCCAGACAUUAGGACCAAUCUGUCUGUCUGGUCAGUAUCACAUGAUAGCAAACAGCCAAUUAGAAUCAUUGUUACUUGAAAUAAUUAAGCUUACAGAAUGUACAGGAACUCCAGACAUUAGGACCAAUCUGUCUGUCUGGUCAGUAUCACAUGAUAGCAAACAGCCAAUUAGAAUCAUUGUUACUUGAAAUAAUUAAGCU
Molecule: messenger RNA, 4343 nt
Organism: Asterias rubens (European starfish)
Lineage: Eukaryota; Metazoa; Echinodermata; Asteroidea; Forcipulatida; Asteriidae
Product: next to BRCA1 gene 1 protein-like
Exons: 18
Coding region: 175-3936 (1253 amino acids)
Biological process (GO): macroautophagy
Cellular component (GO): phagophore assembly site
Molecular function (GO): ubiquitin binding; zinc ion binding
Source: RefSeq, a predicted model, not a curated record